ACUGCAGCAUGAGCUUCAAGACGGCGAAUCACCUGAAGAUACACCGGCAGGUGCACACGGGCGAGAAGCCCUAUGGCUGCUCCACAUGCGACAUGAGCUUUGUCCAGUUGUCGGGGCUAAGGCAGCACCUGCUGGUGCACAGCAGUGAGCGGCCCUUCACCUGCUCCGACUGCGGCAAAGGCUUCAAGUCGUCCAAUCACCUGAAGAGGCACAGGCGCCUGCACGCCAGCGAGCACCCCUACACCUGCAGCGACUGCGGCAAAGGCUUCACCCAGUCCAAAGAACUGCUGUCCCACCAGCGCCUCCACACCGGCGAGCGCCCCUACCGCUGCGACCAAUGCGGCAAGCGCUUCACCCACUCCAGCACCCUGCUGGAGCACCAGCGCACCCACACUGGGGAGCACCCCUACCGCUGCGCCGAGUGCGGCAAGAUCUUCAUCCAGUCCAGUCACCUGUUGGACCACCAGCGCACCCACACCGGUGAGCGGCCCUACACCUGCACCCAGUGCGACAAGCGCUCCCAGUCCAGUCACCUGCUGGAGCACCAGCGCACCCACACCGCGGAGCGGCCCUACACCUGCGACCAAUGCGGCAAGAACUUCGUCUGCUCCAGCAGCUUGCUGUCUCACCAGCGCACCCACACCAGGGACCGCCCCUACGCCUGUGCCCACUGCGGCAAGAACUUCACCCAGUCCAGUCACCUGCUGAAGCACCAGCGCACCCACACUGGGGAGCGGCCCUACACCUGCACCCAAUGCGGCAAGGGCUUCAUUUGCUCCAACAGCCUGCUGGGGCACCAACGCACCCACACCGGGGAGCGCCCCUACAUCUGCACCCAGUGCGGCAAGGGCUUCAACCGUUCUAGUUACCUGCUGGAGCACCAGCGCACCCACACCGGGGAGCGGCCCUACACCUGUGCCCAGUGCGGCAAGAACUUCACCCAGUCCAGUCACCUGCUGAAGCACCAGCGCACCCACACCGGGGAGCGCCCCUACAUCUGCACCCAGUGCGGCAAGGGCUUCAACCGUUCUAGUCACCUGCUGGAGCACCAGCGCACCCACACCGGGGAGCGGCCCUACGCCUGUGCCCAGUGCGGCAAGAACUUCACCCAGUCCAGUCACCUGCUGAAGCACCAGCGCACCCACACCGGGGAGCGCCCCUACACCUGCACCCAGUGCGGCAAGGGCUUCAACUGCUCCAACAGCCUGCUGGGGCACCAGCGCACCCACACCGAGGAGCGCCCCUACAUCUGCACCCGGUGCGGCAAGAACUUCACCCAGUCCAGUCACCUGCUGAAGCACCAGCGCACCCACACCGGGGAGCGGCCCUACACCUGCACCCAGUGCGGCAAGCGCUUCACCCGGUCCAGCAACCUGCUGGUGCACCAGCGCAUCCACACCGGCGAGCGCCCAUUCACCUGCACCCAGUGCGGCAAGGGCUUCAACCAGUCAAGCACCCUGCUGGUGCACCAGCGCACCCACACUGGCGAACGCCCCUACACCUGCGUCCAGUGCGGCAAGGGCUUCACCAGCUCCUCCAAGCUACUGUCCCACCAGCGGGUGCACUCCUGUGACCGUCCCGUCCCCAGCCCGGUGUGUGGAGAGCGCUUUGCCAAGGCCUCCCACGCCCUGUCUCACCAGCACGUGCACACCAAUGGCCAGCCCUACGACUGCCCGUACUGUGGUGAGUCGUUUGACAGCUUGCGGGGGUUGCGGCAACACCGGCGGACCCACGCCGGCGAGCAGCUGCUCCCACUGUGA
Messenger RNA from Amblyraja radiata (thorny skate), 1760 nucleotides. Its product is annotated as zinc finger protein 271-like. The record is from RefSeq and is a predicted model, not a curated record. Gene Ontology annotation, molecular function: RNA polymerase II cis-regulatory region sequence-specific DNA binding; DNA-binding transcription factor activity, RNA polymerase II-specific. Lineage: Eukaryota; Metazoa; Chordata; Chondrichthyes; Rajiformes; Rajidae. The coding region runs from base 9 to 1760 and encodes 583 amino acids. Gene Ontology annotation, biological process: regulation of transcription by RNA polymerase II. The transcript has a single exon.